GAUAUAUCGCAAAGUAAUAUUUCAGUAAAAUAUUUCCGUAAUAUUUCAAUCUUAUUCUAAUAUUACUGCAAUAUUGUAAUAUCACUGUAAUAUUACUGCAAUAUUAUGCACAUGCUGUGUGAGACACAGCUAAAAAAUUCACAAUAUUUCCUCGAUACGCGUCAAUCGAAUGAUUCGCGCCCUUUCAAUGAACUUCCGGCUGCCUCCGCGGUUCGUCCUUCGUCCGCCGUCCGCCGUCCGCGCCUUGUCGCGUAGCACACUGUGACGUAGCACGUAUGUACAGUCAUACGUACAUACGUGUGCGUAUACGUACACUGAUGUACACGCAUACGCUAUCGCUUCUGACAGGGUUUGAAUCUCAGUUUGAAUCUCUCGCCUUCAAAGUCGCGUGCUGGCGCCGCAGCUCCCAAAACGAAUCCCGCGACUAUCAUCGCGGCGUCGCGUUUCCGCCUCCGUGCGAUGCUCCCCUUCCGAGGACGACGUCGCGUCGCCUGACAACCUGCGUGCGGUUUGAAUCCCGCAGCCGCUCGGACUCUCGACUUAUGUGACCCGUGCGCGAGCACGACUUUCUCCAACCUAAUUUCGUGCAAACUACCAAUUGGGAGAGAUCAACGCGAUCGUGAUCAUAAUCACCGUCGUCGUCGUCGCCGCGACAAGAGGCCUACGUUGUCACAGUUGAGCUAUUCAAUACGGAAUGGGUAGCAGCAGCCAGCUGUACAGUCUCUCGUGGGGAGAAUUCAGUUCCUCUUUGGUCUCUGCAGUACAGCUGUUGAGAGGACAUGGCGAUUUGGUGGAUGUUACCUUGGCUGCUGGUGGUCGCAGCUUUCCUGCGCAUAAAAUUGUUCUCUGCGCAGCCAGUCCGUUCCUCUUGGAUCUGCUCAAGAGCACUCCAUGCCAGCAUCCAGUGGUCAUGCUGGCAGGAAUUGGAGCAGAUGAUUUGGAGUCUUUGUUAGAAUUUGUAUACCGGGGAGAGGUAAGCGUCGAGCCAUCGCAGUUGCCUUCCUUGCUUCAGGCUGCCCAUUGCUUGUGCAUCCAUGGAUUAACACCGCCAACUGUAGUAACAGAGAGUGGAGAAGAAGUUCCUGCAUCAGCGAUACCAACACCGAGUGAUGGUUUGUCAAAGACACUCAACUCGUACAAUCCACUGAAACGGAGAAAAAAGAGGAGGAAAUCGUCCACGUCCUCUGGAAAAUGGCCCUGCACCAGUAACACUACCGACACUAGCGAAAGCAGACUUGUGGAUGAUAACAACAGAACAAUGCCUUACGAAAAUAAGGAUGAUGACACUACAGAUCAGACUGAUGAUACAGCGGGCAACAACUGCCUGGUUGGAAACUACGCGAACAAUCAUCAGGGCGGCAGUCAUUCACCGCGACUUCAAGAAUCAUCCAUCGCGGAUAACCAUCAGGCGGCGCAUCAGGAUCACAUCACGGAUGGCGAGUCGCAUCUGCAGCCAUUGAUGCCGAUGCAAUUCUCACCGCUGCACAUACCACAGUUUCACAGCUCUCUGGGUUUUCCAUCCGCUUUGUCGUUGUCCAGUUUAGCGGCCACUCAGACAGGAAGCGUAAAUCAGUCGAAAGCGCGCGGCGCUUCCGAUUGUCCAGGUGUCUGUCCGCUUUGCGGUGCGACGCUGCGCCAGGCGAGAAAUUUGCGCAGACACCUGUUGUCCUCGUGCAAGUACCGGUUCAGUAACAACUCGACGACGACGAAUACGACGACGCAGAAUUCCGAUACAACGAUGGAGAUGGUGGAGAUCAAGUCUGAAGUUGAAUUGCCCGGUUAUAACGAUCAGUCGUCUGUAACUUACGGGACCGACAGCGGCAGUAACAGUUGCGAGCAGAUAGUUUGUAAGCCCAGCCUACCCUCGCCGACGUUGCAUGGGCCUGAGAGCGCGGUUUCGCCACCGAGUAGCAUCCCGUCCUUUGACGAGGAAUUUGACGUUUCAGGAGACGGAUUGUCGAAGGCGCGCAGUCUGUCCGAUCAGCCGGCGUCGUGUCCGUUAUGCGGCGCGAUUCUACGCCAAUCGAGAAAUCUCAGAAGACACUUGGAGCUUUUGCACUUUGGUCUGGGUAAUAGCGGCAAGUCCAGCUUACACGCGAGGCAUCGGCGAUCGGCGACGGACAGGGCCAAUGAUUUCGGUCUGUCAUCGUUGGCAUGCGUUCGUCCCACCGCCAGGAUAGACUCGCACCUCGCCGCGAGGUCCUCCGAGGCCUCGGACUUUUCCAUGAUGACGCCUUUAUCGAUUGCCUCGUCCGUCAGUUCCGCGUCGAGCGUCAGUCUUUCAGGAAACUUGAUAGGUCCGAGUUCGAGCUUGUUAGGUUCCAACGAUCAAAACGGACAUCCGCUGCCAGGAUCCACUCCUGCCACGUGCAACGCGUCCAUGGUGCCACCGACCAACGGGAUCUAUUCUUCGGACGGCGGUGCCAGCAUGUUAAGCUGCCUGCUACCGUCGUUGCCUACCUUGCCGCCCUUCUCCGCGUCUCACGACGUGUUUCGACACGGCGAGAUGUUACGUGCGGGAAUCGCUUACCACGAUUCCUCCCGACAGCACGCUAGGCACAUGCAGCGUACCGAUGUCACCUAACUUGGCGACGGUUCCCGAUCUUGCGAUCGCUCCACAGGAGAAGCGUGUCGCUUUGUGUUAUAAACGAAUCGAAAAGUGACAGAAUUAGAGCAGAGCACUAGAUAGCAUUUACGAAGUAGAGUACUUUACGAAUUAGCUUAUAAGGGCAUGGAUAUUUAAGGACGAUGUGUAGCUGUCGUGGACGCGCGUAUAUUGAAAAUGCCGCCGGUCGCGGUGAUAUAGUGAUAAAAUUAAUGUGAUGAAUGUGUAACGAUGAACGUAGCAAUAAUAUGUUGUAUUAGAAAUUUUUUACUCGGUGCUAUGUGUAUGUGGAUUAAAAUAUAUACACAAUCUAUU
This is a messenger RNA of Formica exsecta, 2920 nucleotides long. RefSeq names its product transcription factor GAGA. Gene Ontology annotation, cellular component: nucleus. The transcript is spliced from 7 exons. NCBI's taxonomy places the organism in Eukaryota, Metazoa, Arthropoda, Insecta, Hymenoptera, Formicidae. Bases 695 to 2584 code for a protein of 629 amino acids. Gene Ontology annotation, biological process: regulation of transcription by RNA polymerase II. The record is from RefSeq and is a predicted model, not a curated record. Gene Ontology annotation, molecular function: protein binding.